Capsella rubella is the source of this 825-nucleotide messenger RNA. Its product is annotated as thioredoxin M2, chloroplastic. NCBI's taxonomy places the organism in Eukaryota, Viridiplantae, Streptophyta, Magnoliopsida, Brassicales, Brassicaceae. The transcript is spliced from 2 exons. The coding region runs from base 94 to 651 and encodes 185 amino acids. Gene Ontology annotation, molecular function: protein-disulfide reductase activity; oxidoreductase activity, acting on a sulfur group of donors, disulfide as acceptor. The record is from RefSeq and is a predicted model, not a curated record. Gene Ontology annotation, cellular component: cytoplasm.
UAUUUUCUAUCUGGAUAUUAUUUUUACACUUGGGAUUAGGAGAAUCUCUCUCUCUCUCUCGUCCUUCUUCUUCUUCUUUCUCUCUAUCUAGCCAUGGCUGCCUUCACUUGUACCACUCGUCCUCCAAUUUCUCUCCGUUCCGAUACUAAAAUCGUAUCCUCACCACCACCGUCUGCUUCUCUCUCUUCUCGGCGGAUGUUCGCCGUGUUACCGGAAUCGUCAGGUUUGAGAAUCCGUCUUUCCCUUUCUUCGUCUUCGUUGACCUCGAUUCAUCAUCCUAAGGUUUCUCCACUACGAAGAGCCGUCGUCUGUGAAGCUCAGAAAACUACUACCGAUAUUACAGUGGUCACUGACUCAACAUGGGAGUCUCUAGUUCUUAAGGCAGACGGGCCUGUAUUGGUUGACUUUUGGGCACCAUGGUGUGGACCUUGCAAGAUGAUUGACCCGCUCGUGAAUGACCUAGCACAACAUUACACUGGGAAGAUCAAAUUCUACAAACUAAACACUGAUGAAUCCCCUACAACCCCAGGCCAGUACGGAGUUAGAAGCAUCCCAACGAUCAUGAUAUUUGUCAAUGGUGAGAAGAAGGAUACAAUCAUAGGUGCAGUGCCCAAAACCACUCUGACAUCUAGCCUUGAUAAGUUCUUGUGAUGAAAUUUUACUUUUGAGUCUGUAAGAUCUCUUAUCUCUGUCUCUCUCUCGUUGUUGUUCUCUCUGUAACGCAGCUUUCUUUAUAGCAGCUAUCUGUUUCUUCAACUGUAUCUUCUUCAUCACUGAACAUCUAGAACUGGAUAAAUAAUAUGAUGUCAUGUCUUAAUGUGAAUU